Molecule: messenger RNA, 1073 nt
Organism: Gasterosteus aculeatus aculeatus (three-spined stickleback)
Lineage: Eukaryota; Metazoa; Chordata; Actinopteri; Perciformes; Gasterosteidae
Source: RefSeq, a predicted model, not a curated record
GAAUAAAUAACAACAUUGUUGUUUGCUUUAAGUUUCCUCCUUAAGAUGGAGCUUUGUUUAUCCUUGCAGACAACAUGAGCGAGCAUGUGACCUGUUGCCAGUAACAUUAGAAUGUAAGAGGACACUGCCUACAACAUGGCGUUUGUGUAGCAGCUGGUGAAAUGUGGACCAGCAACCUGAGAGUUCGCCAUGAGCAAUGAUUUAGUUAAAGCUUUUAGAUUGUGGUUAGAAGAUACCGUGCAUCUUAAAGACAUACUAUAUAUAGUUUAAACAUCUUUUAUUUUUUUCCCAGCCUCCUGACUUACUUUGCGCAGUGAUGGCUGAUGCAGAAAAUAUUAAUGACACUGCAGUCAAGGUGCUGCACUGCCUGGAAAAGGUGUCUUCCUUCGCCUCCUCCAUCCACCCCAUCUUUGGGAUAGUCUCCUCCCUGGUAGGUGUGGCUCGCAAAGGCCUUAUCAAGGAGGAGGGCCACGCUCUGGACAAGGAGUUCCAGCCACUCCACUCCGAACUGGAGACCAUCUCCAAAAAGAAUAGCGAAUGGCUGAUGCAGAUCCGCCUCAACAAAGUGAACGAAACCUAUGUCAAGCUCGAUGGUAACAUUAGGGACCAGUACACUAUCUUCAAUAACAUGGUGGAAAAGGUGAAAAAAGAUCUGAGCAACACCCAGCUCCACAUGGCGGCCUUCAAGACGACUUAUGGGGAAGAGAAGGGCGACAUGAGCCUGGAUGUGUACUACAAAGGGAUAAUGGGCAUAGAGCAGCUGUUUGCAAAACCUUUGCUGAAGGCCUACUUUGACAGCUGCAAUGGCGACCGGAAGACCAUGGAGCCAUUUCAUUUCACCAUUAUUCACUGUUCACACAUCAUCCACCUGUUCCACAUGGUUCUCAUCGCCCUCAUGGGCUACACAGCUGUGGUCGAGGAUGACAAAGAUGAGAUGCAGAAGAAGUGGACCAAGAGGGUAGCUGAGAUCCAGGAGAAGAUGGAGGCGGUGCUCAGUCAGUGCAAAGACAACUCAUCCUGAACAUGGGCAUCAUAGAGCGCAACGUCUACUCUUAGCUGUGGACCUAAAAGAU